GAAGCUCCGCUGCGUCCGCGGGGAAGGCGACGGCCCUCGCUUUCCGGGGCGAGGUCUGCUCAUCCAGCUGUGGCGCCCUUCCCGCUUCUCUCUCCCCCCCCACACACACGUCGAGGCCUGCAGCUGCAAGAGCCAAGGGAGCGACUCCGGGGCGGAGUUGCCGCUUUACUUCGCUCGCUCGCUCGCCGCGGAAGCGAGGCGAGGCCAGCUGGACGGGAAGGGGCUCGACCGUCUUCCGCCGCCAGCAUGUUUGGGAUGAUCAAAAAUUCCCUUUUUGGCACGGCGGAGGAGUGGCCCUGCCGAGUCCUCAGCAAGGGGGAAAAGGAGGAAGUGGGCUACGAGGAAAGGGUAUAUGAAGGUGGAAAGUUUGCCACAGUUGAGGUCACUGGAAAGCCGUAUGAUGAGGCUGUAAAAGAAGCAGUGCUGAAGCUCCUGAAAUAUGUUGGAGGAAGCAAUGACCAGGGUGCUGGGAUGGGCAUGAUGGCCCCUGUGUGCUCCACUGUGUUUCCUGCAGAAGACGGGUCCUUGCAGCAUAAAGUGAAAGUCCUGCUACGGAUUCCAAGCCAGUUCCAGGCCAGUCCUCCUUCGCCUACUGACGAAAGCAUCCAGAUUGAAGGAAGAGAAGAAAUGACAGUUUACUCCACGCAAUUUGGAGGCUAUGCCAAAGAAGUGGACUAUGUGAAUUAUGCAGCCAAGCUGAGUUCUGCUUUGGGAAAUGAGGAAACUUACCACAAAGACUUCUACUUUUGCAAUGGCUAUGAUCCCCCCAUGAAGCCGUACGGGAGACGUAAUGAGAUUUGGCUGCUGAAGAAGUGAGCAACCCCAGAGAUCUACAACUGCCUUUUGGGGAGGUAGAUAGGGGGAGUUGGAGGAAAAACUUCCCCAAAGGCCACAGGAACUAGGUUUAUUUUUUUAGAGGUUCACUCAACUUUUUUAAAGUAAAUUGCUUUUAAUCAGAAUAUA
This is a messenger RNA of Pogona vitticeps (central bearded dragon), 963 nucleotides long. RefSeq names its product heme binding protein 1 (gene HEBP1). The record is from RefSeq and is a predicted model, not a curated record. Gene Ontology annotation, molecular function: heme binding. Lineage: Eukaryota; Metazoa; Chordata; Lepidosauria; Squamata; Agamidae.